AUGUCUCAACAUACCUUUGUGUCACAACGAAAUGAUGUCUUAGAAAAAGAUAUUCGAAAUUUACAAUUGAAUUUCAAUGAAAUCUUAACAUCUGGUCAACAUUAUUCAACACAGGAUAUAACAAACAACAUCAAACUAAUUACAAAUGCGUUGGAUAACAUUAAACUUGAUCACGAGUUCCAGCGGGGAUCGAAGAAUUGGGCGAAACAAUUCGAUGCUAAUGAAAUGAAAAUGAAUGAAUUGAAUGUGAAACAAGUCAUCGCACAAGGACAUGAUCUUAGUCAUGAUCUUCAAACUUGUCUUCAUGCAACAUCCAUUCAAAAUAAAGAAGAAAAUCAAAUGCGAGAACUGCAUAGUUGGGCAUGCGAUGCAUUAACGGAUUAUCUUCAAGUUCUUCAACCAUUUGCGUCAAGUUCAUAUGGUCGAUUAGAUAAUAUUGCUCAUCAUCUUGGAGUAACCGAUCGUUACAUGGGUUAUCGACAUAAUUUAACUCGAGGUAGCGGACAACCGUUGAAUGUUCAUACAAUAUGGGCAGAUCGGAAACUACCUCGUGCAGUUACAGCUGUUCAACAACAAUCGACACCUGAUUGGAAGAAUUGGGUUCAUGCUUAUCGACACUACGGUCCAUCAGCUACAACAGCUGGCUCAGCAUCAUCGACUCGACAAUUUUCAACUAACAAUCCCAAUCUUCUUGGAUAUUUGCGACGCGCACAGACUGCAGACAUGAAACGUCCUAGCACAACACCGAACUUUGCUUCUCGACCAACAGUUUAUGAAAGUUAUCAAGAUGGUGAAGUUCGUAAAGCUGGUAUCAAUUUAACUUUCCCAGGUAAAACAGAAUUUAUGGAUCGAUACAAAAAACCUGAACCGUUAUCAUGUUCACCGUUUACAAUCAAUCCUCAACCUGAUUUUACUUUACCUGGUCGACCAUUAGUACGUGUUAUACCCGACACGUUCAAUACGGAAUAUACACGCAGUUACGUUUUUCCUGAUUCGUCGAAACUCGAGAGAUUUCCAUGGCUUCGUUCAUAG
This is a messenger RNA of Adineta ricciae, 1032 nucleotides long. NCBI's taxonomy places the organism in Eukaryota, Metazoa, Rotifera, Eurotatoria, Adinetida, Adinetidae. The record is from the annotation of a GenBank genome assembly.